Molecule: messenger RNA, 4805 nt
Organism: Rhopilema esculentum
Lineage: Eukaryota; Metazoa; Cnidaria; Scyphozoa; Rhizostomeae; Rhizostomatidae
Source: RefSeq, a predicted model, not a curated record
UGAAAGCAACGCUACUUUGUGUCUCAUUUGCAGGAGCAAAUUGAAGCAAGUGAUGAAUGUGCAACCUGCAUCCACCUUAAAGAGACAAACAAAGUGCUAGCAAGAAAAGUUUUGUCUUUCGAAAAAACUAAAAAAAACAGUAUAAUAAAAUCAGAAGGCUGGAGAUGCGUAUGUACUUACAAUCUUCUUGUGGAACUCACUAAAUAUAAGCUCAAUAUUUGAUAAAUUACUUUUUUAAGAGAAUCACAAUAAUAAAAACUAAUUGAAAAUUUCUAAUUUUAACUUCAUUUAAAUUGUAGGAGGGAAAAGAAGGAAAACAGUGGCAAAGCAAAUGGCUUAGAGAAGUCAGGGUGAAGGCAUGGUCCUGGGUGAUUCACGUGAAUCUGACAUAGAAUGUGAUAUAACGUCAAUAGAAGACUAUGACGAGGGCGAAGAAGGUUCUGAGCUUGACGAACUCUUUGACAGUUCUGAAUAUUCUGAUGUAGAAAAUAAUAAAGGGUAAGUAAUAAAGAACCAUUUCUAUCCGCAGCUGUGAGGGGGGAAGGGGGUCGAAUUACAACUCUUAUUGUUGUCAAUCUCAUAUGUUUUUUAGGCAAAAAGAUCAUUCAAAUGGCAACCAGAGAACAGCUGCAAAAUUCAUCGUUUUCCUUCCAAAACUGCUGCUUCUAUUCAAGACCUGCUUUUCUUGUAAGACAGUCAACCCACAACUUUAUACACGCCAGUUAGGAACAAUGGUUGAAGUUAAAACUGUAUGCUCUAAUCUGUCAUGUAGUCAGGAAAAUUACUGGUCCAAACUUUGGUAACAGCAAUAGACCGGCUGGGAAUACUUUGUUGUGCAUGGCUACCUUGUUUGCUGGUGCUUCCAUUAGCAAGAUAAUAGCAGUUUUUAAUCAUCUUGAAUUGGUGUGCAUAUCUCAUUCUUCAACAAACAAAGGGUGAGUUAUAACAAAAGGUAAACUUUAUACAUUAUUGAUUUGUUUAUAAUUCUUUCAAGUUAGAUUAAAUUAAGAUCUUAUUUCACGUUUCUAUUCGAUAUUCAAUAGAAUUCUAAUUUGAUGUUUGUUUAUGUUCUUUUGUUUCCUAUUUUCUUCUCUGAAAAGCAAACUUUUUUUCUGAUUCUUGUUUCAAAAUCUUCUUGUGUUUCCAAUAAAUUUCACUAAAGUUUAGCAAGCUCAUUAUCAUAAAUCAUCAAAACUGACUGCAUUUCUCAGCAAAUUUAUCAUGAAAAUAAACUUUUCUUUUUUGCAGACCAUGCUGUUCCCAACAAUAAACUUAUUUUGGAAAAAGUACAUUACAAAAAUGAUAAUGGAAAUAAGAGAACAAGAUGAGAUGGUCAUAUCAGGAGAUUGUCGACACGACAGCAUGGGACACAGUGCCAAAUUUUGUGCAGAUAGCAUUUUUUCAAACACAACAUCAAAAGUAGCUCAUUUUGAGAUGGUACAAGUAAUUUUUUGUAAAAAUGUUUAGUUUCUUUGAAAGAGGGUGAUUGAUGAAACUACAAGAUAGAAAACCAUUCCCCAUACCAGCCCCUGGUACCUCUUUGGCAUUGCUUUGUGUUUUAACAAGGGCAUAACAAAUUAGUUUCAGCAUUGGUAAUAUCAAGUUGUGACACCCCAUACAAUACGUUGUUGAAAGCGAUUUGUUUCUCAGUCAUUGUUUUGAGAUUAUUUUUCAAUUCUUCUCCAUAGAGAAAUAAGGCAGGGAACAGUACUGGAAUGGAGAUCCUUGGUUUUAAAAGGGCAAUGGAAUAUUUACAGAAUGAAUCAGUGAAUGUUACCAAACUUAUUUCUGAUGGUCAUUGUUCCAUUGCUAAAGAGGAGUACAGUGAAAAAAGUCAUUUCUUCGAUUUGUGGCAUUUGCAAAAAUGUAAGAAGCAGUUAAAAAUGUACUUUUUCAGGCACAUAUAUAUUGCUCAAUUUUUCAUAAUAAUUUACUGACCCACAAUUUUGGCUGCUUGGGUAAAUGUACAUUAGUGCAAGAUUUACAAAAAGCAUGGUCCAAAACUUGGAGUACUUGAAUCAAAAAGUUUUAUUUCCUUUUAUUAGUAAAAUGAAGAUGAGCCAAUUUUGAGGAGCAGAUCUUGAAAAUCCCUACACUGACACCCUUCUGUGUUGAUUGAUAAAUUGCGUUUCUACUCGGUACUGUUCUUCCUUUCUACUCAGUACUGUUACACUAACUUAAAUUAAUGCCACCGAGUUUUUUCUCACCCAAAUUUUCAAACGCUUGAAAAUUCUUCUUUUUCACCAAUAGAAUUUAACUUUACAUCAUUAGUUUUACUUUACAUCUAAAACAUAGCAAUUUCCAGUUUAUGGUUUUCCUUUGUCAUCAACAAAUAAAGUAUCUAGCUCAUCUUUACUUGUUUCCCUUUCGCCCUCUACAUCCAAGAAACUUUAGAUCCAUAUGGGCUGAAAUAAUACUUCUACUGGCUCUUUAUAAUUCCCAGCAAUUAUUUCUUUCUAACGUUCCAGCAGUUCCAGUUGGACACCGCAAUUUUCAACCCAUGCUCGAUCAGAAUAUCCAAUCCUCUUAUUGUGAUUACCAAUCAAAAAUAUUGUGAACUGUAAAAGCUUCCGUAUAUAUUCAUACAUGGGUUUUAUAAAACGAAAUAAAAAGGGUGUGUAAAUAACACACAACUCUUAUUUGCACGUCUUCUUUAUUUCAUUUUUUUUAACCCAUGGAUGAAUAUUCACUGAAAGCUUCUUAUUCAAAAGCAAAAUCUCCCGAAUAAGAUAUCUACAUAAAAAAUUUUGGUGCCAUUUCACCUACCGACCAGCGAUUUUACUAAGGAUUUUGUGGACCAACUGAUCAACAACCACCUCAUGAUGUAUUUGGGGUGUCACAUGCUCUACGCCCCUGCAAGCUACGCCCCCAACUGCAUGUAAAACUUAACAAAUAAUAAUUCCUGUGAGCGAUAUAAACUGAUCAGUACUUAAAAAAGAAAAUGAAGUGUCCAAGUUUUUAUCUACUGGCGAUUUGGGCUAUUCAAGCAGUCUUACCGUUAAUCCCCGAAUAAGCAAUAAGCAAUUUGCAAAAAUGACUUUUUUGGUGGAGGCUUAUUCGAGCUUAUUCGAGCGUGGGGGCUUAUUCAAGGAUUUACGGUAAUGGUCUAGCUCAUCUUAAUAAGCUUAGCUUUAGCUUAAUAUUUUCAUCUCGUUAACAAUAGUUGUAAAAUCUCGACAUUACACGGGCUUUUUCUCAUUUCAAAGUUGAAAAUGUUUGCUGUGAAAGAUUCCAUUCCAAUCAAGUUCCUUUUUAAAGUUUGAGUUGAUGCAAAUCGUAUGAAUUUUCUUCAGGGUGAAUUCUUUGAAGGUCUACCUCGUAAUUUUGCUCUACACGCCACUUCUGCAUUUUACUUUCUUUCCCGUUCUCCCACAAAUUCUAUUUGAACUUUUAAAUGAUAUCAAGAAAGAUAUUAAGAAAAAGCAUGGUUGUUAUCUAAAAAAGGUGAAUAAAAUUCGAUUCAGAAAAGUGCCUGCAGAAAUUCAGACCAUCAACUUUUGUGCCUGCGAGCGCCGCUCACGCGCAGUGUAGUCACAUGGUAACUGUGCACGUGAAGUAGAUUCGCCUCGCAAGUCGCAAGCGUCUCGCGCGCUCUAAGUAACAUGGCUGCCAGAAGAUUUGCCAUUCCAGAGAUUGAUGAGCAUUUUGAAACCAUCGACCAUACCGCCAUUGGUGACUUGUUUGCACGAGUUCGUAGAGGUCGAUUGGAGCAAAAGGAAAACAAAAGUUGAGUUCUUUCUAAAAACUCCUUCACUUUUAUUUGAUAUAUGUUUUUGGUCUUGAAAUUAUGCGACUGCAAGCGCGGGUUUAGGCCCGGCUGAAUAACUGUUAUCAUCACAUCUUAAACUUUUGGAGCGCUACAAUCUAGCUCUUCUUUGAAACUGGAGAUGGGGAACAAUAAUAACUCGUUGCGUUUCUGUAAAUGGGGAACAAUAACAACUGAAAUAGUGAACCUAAUAAUAGUGAUUUGAAAUACAGUACGUCUUCUAAGUUCCUUAAUGAUUAUUGAACCAUCAGGCUACAAAUUUCCUUAUGAGUUUUUGUCUAUCCUCAUAAUAUUGUAGGUCAUCAGAAGUGGAUGAUCUAAAUGGCUCCCUUCUGAACCUAUCAUUAGAGCCUGACCUUCAGCAAGAGUUGCAAGAAGUGCAAAUUGAUGCCCAUCGCACAGCUCGAAGAACAAACUGCUCUUGCACAGGGAAAUGCAUAAGGAAAUGCCCCUGUGUAAAAGAUUUCAUAAAAUGCAACAGUGCAUGCAAAUGCAUGAAAAAAAGAGCACAAACAAGUUAGAAGAGGUUGCUGUCCAAGAAGCUGAUUUUGGGACAAUGGAGAGUGGGGAUGAUGAAGAUCAGCUUGCUGUUCUUUCAGACCUAGAGCCACUUUCAUCUUCAUGUGAUGAGUCUGAUGGCAAUGAGUCAGAGGCAGCACACACCCUAUGCAAUUGCAAAGGAAGCUGCCAAAGGGGCUGUCCAUGUAAGUCAGCAAAGAACUCUUGCACAGAUGAUUGCAGAUGUGCAAUAAGCAAAUGUAAGCAACGUGGUUCAAUGCACAACAUCAUCCAAAGACGUCAUCCUACACCAGCUGCACAACGAGACAUGGCCUCAGAGCAAGAAAAAAGGUGCCACAACCAUCCACUGUUUGAAAACCAUAUAUUGACAGAACACAACUUGGAAUUAGCCAUGAGGAACAAUAGAGACCAUCUUAAUUUCCCUUUGAUCCAAGCAACAAUGCCUGCUGGCGUUAUACAGCUUACAGGCAAUAUAUCAUGUGGGUGUGGGGCCAUCUUGGGCGGGGAAAUAGAAAAGUGA